Penicilliopsis zonata CBS 506.65 is the source of this 2274-nucleotide messenger RNA. RefSeq lists its product as hypothetical. The coding region runs from base 1 to 2274 and encodes 757 amino acids. Gene Ontology annotation, molecular function: DNA-binding transcription factor activity; transcription cis-regulatory region binding. NCBI's taxonomy places the organism in Eukaryota, Fungi, Ascomycota, Eurotiomycetes, Eurotiales, Aspergillaceae. The transcript has a single exon. Gene Ontology annotation, cellular component: nucleus. The record is from RefSeq and is a predicted model, not a curated record. Gene Ontology annotation, biological process: regulation of DNA-templated transcription.
AUGAAGAAUACAGAAGCCAGCGACAACGAGGACGAUGCCCUUUCCUUUCCACCGCACAUUAAAUCAGAAUUCCGGUCAGAAAUGCUUCCACAGACAACAAUGACACAGAAACGCAAGAGAAUGUCGGCCAUCCAGAGCCCCAAGCAGCCUCGCGUCGCGUCAGAGUCGCCGCCUCCCCCUUCACAAGACGAUUCGGUUUCCCGACCUUCGAAGCGAAAGCGCAUGCUUGGGCCGUCGCGUAAUAAGCUGGGAGGCAGCCUUACAACACCUUUUUCGGAGAAGAAUGGGACACCCGCCGACGUUCAAAUCGAAAGCCCUCGAGCUUCAGUCGAGCCAGAUGAUGACCGCGAAUCUCCUUCCUCCAAGGGGAAAAGGAAAUCUCGCAAAUCCAAGGAAUCAAAACAAGACGACCGCGCCUUAAAUCAAACUCUUCGUCGAUCGACAGAUGGCUCCGAGCAGCCAGUGGAAGAGUUCGAGGGAACAUCCUCGAAGAAGCAACGGUCAGCCCGCACGCCGACUCCGGAGGAGCCAAUACCGUCAGGCACACAAUCCGAUCAAGAGAGUGAGGCAGAAGAGGAUAAAGAAGAGCCAAGUCCGGCUCGAGACCGCAACAAGAAAGGGAAAUUGACGGGAUUUUUCACCGCUAGAGAAGUUGGUGCUUUGGAAAAGUUCAAACUGAACUUCUGCAACAGCAAUGGUCUCCCUGCGAGUACUUUCGACCAGAUGGUACAGCACUCCGACCGCCAUAAAGACUCUGGUUUCCCCUGCGAUACAAUCAUCUCUAAGCAAGAGUUCUGGAAGCAAAUCUAUGAAACCAUUCCGCGCAGAGAUCGCCGAUCAGUUUACAGAUUCAUGCGCCGGCAUUUCCAGGACUCGGGGCAGAAGCCGCAUCAUUGGACAUCUGAACAAGAUGAUGAGCUUGUCUCCCUACAUGCCCACCAUGGGCCAAAGUGGGCAUUUAUUGCUAGAAUGAUAGGACGCAGUGACGAUGACGUUGUCCAGCGGUGGAAGAAUAAACUCCAACACCGGGGAAGGAUGAACCAAGGGCCAUGGAAAGAAGACGAGACAAAUGCACUGCACGACGCUCUCACUAACAUCUGGGAGAAGUUGUCAAAGGCCGGUGAAGAUGUCGGAGCGGAUAUCUACGAGAUGGACGAGAUGUACAUCGGAUGGGGAGGUGUGAGCGACCAUCUUAACAACAGUCGUUCCAGACAGCAAUGCGCCGAUAAAUGGCGCAAGAUGCGUCGCAAAGUCCUUUCAGACCGUUUCAGUGAAGAUUCUGAUGCCGUUAAGAAAUCUACCAAGCCACGUCGGCCGGUCAAAAAGUCUCUGUCAAAAACACCUACGAAGUCCCGUUCAGCGUCUUUGGAGGCAUCCUCCAAGUCAAAAUUCAAGAGCUCGGCGUAUGUGAACUCGGACGAGGAUGACGAUGAGGAUGAUGAGAGCAAAUUUCGGAAUGGAACUCCAGGGAGCAACAAGGCAAUUGGCAAAGGUCUCGAAAUGUCAGCAAUAAGAAAGCAGCGGCCAUCAAUGGCCGAAAAAGACAUCAUGGCUCCGCCGCAAAGCUCUGAUGAGUCAGAGGUAGAGCAGAGUGACUCUCAGGAGCUCGCUCCUACCUCUUCCAAGCAGAGCGAAACGUCAACUACUCGGUUUUCUGCAGAACUUCCUGUUCGGGUAACAUCUGGAGUCGGCAGCAAGGAACCGCAGAAACGAAAAAGAGCAUCGGAGUCGGUCGUCGAUGAGACUGAAGAGAGCGCCUCUGAUGAACCUGCUCCUAAGAGAACCACAGCCACAAAGCCCCGUGGUGAUGGCGAUCAUGAAAGGGACGAGGUUUCAGAAGAAGAGCCCGAGUCUGGUGAAGAAGAAGAAACUCUAGCACCGGCGUCGGCACAACCGUCUUCACCCUUGGACGAUAACGACUCUUCCCCAUCUGAAAAUGAGAGUGACGGAGAUUCCGAUGAAGAGAACCCGGCCGCAAGACAGCCCGAGGAAGAUAAACGCUCGGAACCGGAGAGCAGCGACGCGGACUCUGUAUUCGAGUCGGAGUCCGAAUCCCACAAGGACAGAAACCCCAUUUUUGACGAGCUCACCGUUGCCGUGAAAACAGAGGUGCCAGAGUCGGAGGAUGAGUCUCGUGUACUUGUCAAGCAGGAGGUGCCUGAGUCCGAUGAUAAUAUUGGCGCCUCUGCUGAAACAACAGAUGAAGAGAACAGCGAUGACGAUGACGACGACGAUGCCGAAUCGACAAGCAGCGGUGAGGAAGACAGUGAUUAG